This is a messenger RNA of Patiria miniata (bat star), 812 nucleotides long. RefSeq names its product protein MTSS 1-like. Gene Ontology annotation, cellular component: actin cytoskeleton; cytoplasmic side of plasma membrane. The record is from RefSeq and is a predicted model, not a curated record. The transcript has 4 exons. Gene Ontology annotation, biological process: plasma membrane organization; cell projection assembly. Bases 356 to 652 code for a protein of 98 amino acids. Lineage: Eukaryota; Metazoa; Echinodermata; Asteroidea; Valvatida; Asterinidae. Gene Ontology annotation, molecular function: actin binding; phospholipid binding.
AAAAUUCUAUCAAGCUAGUAUAGUACAGUAGGAGUUGCGCUUUGCAUGUUCGCGUUGUGUGAGACGGUCGAGGAUUCUGGCUUUAGAUUGCUUGGUUUUUCUUAGCAUUUUACAACUUCAAUUCUUGCGAAGGAUUCAUAUUGCAACUGGCACCUUCCGCGUAUCCCUACAAUCAAAUAUGGAUCAACGUGUAGAAAUCGGAGAGGAAAUCGAGUAACAUUUCGGGUUUUUUAUUCAACCGUUGUCGCUCGGCAAAACCAACCGUGCAUCAUCCGAAAUCACCGGCCGUGUGUUGCUCAUCGACCGCUCGGAGUUUUUCGGUUUCUCCGCUUGAGAAUCGUUCAACGGAACAGUCAUGGAAGUGAAUGCGGAGAGAGACUGUAGCGUCUUGGGGGGACUGUUCCAGACCAUCAUCAAUGACAUGAAAGGUUCAGUACCUGUUUGGGAGGACUUCACUAGCAAGGCAUCCAAAUUACACACACAACUCAAGACCACGAUCGUUGCUGUGAGUGCGUUCUUAGAAGCCUUUCAGCGUAUUGCAGAUAUCGCUACCAACUCCAGAGCUGAGUCCUUCCAGCGCCCCAAUCACCAACUCGACCUUCUUAUGAAAAUGAUUUGGCCGGAGAUUCCAGGCAUAGUCCGCGAAGUUUAGCUGCCUUACUCAUCGUUAAGACGAAGAAGAAGAAAAAAAAACGUCUCCCCGUUAUCUCCAUGCCAAAGAUGCUUGCAGCAAUAUCAAUUUACUCCCGGGCUGCAAUGAUGAGUAUUGGUGCCUGGGCGAGGGCCAGCCCGGUUCAAGAUUUGAUUUUCAA